Messenger RNA from Aspergillus ibericus CBS 121593, 2202 nucleotides. RefSeq lists its product as uncharacterized. Lineage: Eukaryota; Fungi; Ascomycota; Eurotiomycetes; Eurotiales; Aspergillaceae. Gene Ontology annotation, molecular function: DNA-binding transcription factor activity, RNA polymerase II-specific; DNA binding; zinc ion binding. Bases 1 to 2202 code for a protein of 733 amino acids. Gene Ontology annotation, biological process: DNA-templated transcription; regulation of DNA-templated transcription. The record is from RefSeq and is a predicted model, not a curated record. The transcript has 2 exons.
AUGAACGCCAAUGAAGCGAUAGCUAGAACUGAUUCGCCCUCACCACUUCAUUUCCAUAUCCGCAGUUGUUCUUCCUGUCGGCAACGAAAGGUUAAAUGUGACCGGCAGCGGCCUUGUGUCAACUGUGUCCGCUCUGGAGUGGAAUGUGCAUACCCGCCUGGACGUGGCAGGGCCCCCAAGCGGCCUCGCGGUGCUUUGAAUGCGCAGUUGUCGCAACGAUUGUCCAGGUUGGAACUUAUUAUCAGAAGCUUUGAGACUUCAGGGAACCAGGGAAACUCCAUGCUGCAUCCUACGGGGCCAACCUUGCAAUCGUCCACAGCGGAGAGCGGAGUGCCACAAACCCACCCCCUCCAUCCUGGUUCCAGCACGAGCAAUUCGGAUUCGGAACUUUCUAUCGAGCAGCGUCUAGGGCGUCUACUUAUCAAUGAAACGCAAAGUUAUUAUGUCAGCAACGUGCUCUGGGCGAAUUUGGGAGAUGAGAUUGCCGAACUGCGAGAUCUACUUCAUGAGCCCGAGUUGGAAGAAGACAACUAUAUGCUUUCAGAAAGGUCCGUUUUGGAACGGCCUUUACCCUCUGGAUCCAAUGCCGCAAUAUUAGGCUUUCGGGCUCUUGCUCAUUCGCUUCGUCCCUACCAUCCGCCAUUAGCGCAGUCAGCUACGCUCUUCGAGCUAUUCAAAGACAAUGUUGCUCCGAUGGUGCGUAUUUUCCACAUGCCCACGUUGGCUCGGAGUCAUUGGGAUGCUAUUGCAUCUCUGGAAUCACUUGAUAGGGAUGCCGAAGCACUGUUGUUCGCGAUAUACUAUUCUACGGUGAUAAGCAUGGAUUCCGAGCAGUGCGCAAGCGCUCUAGGUGUUUCCAAAGCGUAUGCUUCCGAGACCUAUCUUUUCGCCGUGGAACAAGCUUUGGCACGGGCCGACCUACUAAAUACCCAAAGCGUGACAUUAUUGCAAGCUGCCGUGCUUUUUUUAUUCGCAUUACGCAACGAAGAUGAUUCCCGGACCGUCUGGUCUCUAACAUCCCUCAUCUUCCACAUCGCACAGGCUAUGGGUCUCCAUCGUGAUGGCAUCGUGUUUGGGCUGAAACCCAUGGAGACAGAGCUACGCCGGCGGCUGUGGUGGCAUAUCUGUCUUCUGGAUGCCCGCUCGUCUGAAUAUCAUGGAUGCGAGCCGAUUGUGCGUGAAUCCGCCUUUGACACGAGAUUGCCGCUGAACAUUGAGGAUUCCGACUUGACAGCUGAGAUGACUGAGCCGCCUGUCGAGCGGGAGGGAGCAACUAGUAUGUAUUUCUGUCUCAUCAGGUGUGAAGUAAUGCGUACUAUGUGGAAGAUCAGUUGUGCUUCUCGAAGCAUGGGAACCCCGGGGCUUGCGAAGGGCAGACUGUCCUUAGAAGAACGUGAAUCUUUGGUCCAAAAUCUGCACGAUCGGCUUGAGGGUCGAUACCUGAAGAACUGUGACAUCUCCAAGCCUUUUUUCUUGGCUUCGACUUUUGUUGCCCGUCUCAUGGUGGCGCGAGCGUGGCUUAUUGCACGUUACCCUCUGAGUGAGAAGGAAUAUGGUGUUGACCUAUCGGGCCCUGUGCGCGAUCGGCUCUUUUUGUCCUCAGUUGAGGUUCUGGAGCUGUCCAGCAUGGUGCUCACAAAUGAGAAGAUUUCCCAUUGGAGUUGGCACUCAAAGACUCACAUUCAAUGGCAUGCAGUUGCCUUUGUGCUGUCAGAGAUCUGCACCCGACCCCCCUCUGCAGACUGUGACCGCGCAUGGGAGUACGUCAACAUUGUCUACAACAACUGGAAAAUGAAAGAGAGUGGGAGAAAGGGUACCCUAUGGCGACCCAUUAGACGGCUAAUGGCCAAGGCGCAGUACGUGCGCGAGAUGCAAAAGCUAGACCCGCUCGGCCGAUGGCAGCGGAGGGCAGCCCCCACGGAUGAUAUACAACAAGUCCCGGGUCCCGCGUCGUUCUCGAACAUGGGUAUGGAAUACAUGCCUCCGCCUGGCGACCCAAUCUGCAGUGGGAUAGGGGAUCUUCCAAGUAGUCUCCUGAUGGAAGCAGUGGACCCCUUCCAGGAGCUUUUCCCGGGUGUUCCGCAGACCGAAGGCUUUAUAGAUGAAGCGAAUAACACAAUGCUGAAUCUCGAUGAACAUUCGCAGAUUCCUGAAUGGCUGGUACCGGAGUGGAUCAGCAAACCGCCAGGAGACCAGGCAUAG